Messenger RNA from Nasonia vitripennis (jewel wasp), 2373 nucleotides. RefSeq lists its product as uncharacterized. The transcript is spliced from 3 exons. NCBI's taxonomy places the organism in Eukaryota, Metazoa, Arthropoda, Insecta, Hymenoptera, Pteromalidae. The coding region runs from base 418 to 942 and encodes 174 amino acids. The record is from RefSeq and is a predicted model, not a curated record.
GCAGUUCAUCGUGAAAGCCGAAAUUCGAUCAGCCAAAACGAAAAGUAAAACUCGCGUUGCGUAAGUAGUACCAGUCCGGCGCGGUCAGCCCGUCCAGGCAUUCCGCACACGUACGAAUCCUCCUCUUUACCAGGCAAAAGUCCGUACAUCUCUCGAUCCUUACGUAAAACGCGCCUCGAGUCUAUCCAUAAAAUCGCAAUCGCUAAAAGUACAGCAUAGGAUCCUCGAAAGAACAUAAAAUAAUAAUAACAAUAAUAAUAAUAAUAAUAAAAUACACCCGCGAGCUAUCCCCACUACCGAUACCCCAUCGCGCUCGGUGUGUGCAGGUGACGGCAGAAAAUCAGCGGAGCGCACCGUUCCGGUAAGUAAGUAGUAGUCUUCGAGCAGUGCGAGAGUAGUGUGCGCUACAAGCAGAGGAUGAAUAAUCGAGAGCUGUGCUUUUGGCUCGGCUUCUGCGUCUUCCUGACGCUGGCCGUACAGCCAAGGGGAGGAUGCAGCGGUAGUAGCUUGGCAGCUGGGGGCGGCAAUGACACCGAGGCUAAGCUCGCCAAGCUCGUCAAGAUCUUCAGUAAGCCUGGAGCUUUCAGCAAGAUCGACGCGAUUUUCGGCGAACAAGAACCAUCAUCGUCGUCAUCGUCAUCGUCAGCGUCAUCAACAUCCCAGUUGUCACUACCGUCCAGCUGUCCCAGUGGUGACGAGGGCCUGGAAUGCAGGCGCGCGGAGGCGCGACGCUCCGUCGAUUGUCCCCGAGGCGACUGCUACUGCUACAACUGCUCGAAAGCGGGUCCCGAGCUUUGGGCCUCCUGUUGUCGCGAGAGCUUGAAGUGCUGCUCACAUCUAGCCGCGGCCUGUCGGACCUGCGAUCAGCCGGCGCUUUAUCCCUUCUGCGCCAAACACUUCAAGAAAUGCAUCGGCCAAAUGAACGACAAAAAGUCGCCCUGACCGAAGAACGUACAUUUCGUAAAAUGAAAAUCGCCUUUGGAUAAAUCAUACGGCUAAGAGUAUAUACAACUCUUUUAUUACAUUAAAAUAAAACAGCAGAACGCAACAAACAUUUACAGCCUCGGCGCAUAGCUAUUUUGCCUGUGCAUGUGCUGGUUUGUAAUAUGUACAACAUCGAAUUCGAGGUGUGUAUGUGCGUGUGAGUUUGCGCGAAAAGCUGGAAUGACGACUGACGUUUUAUAAAGACACAUUGCAUAACUCUCGUGGGUUCGUAGGUGUGUGUGUGUGUGUAUGUGCGAGUAUCGCAGGCCGGCUUACGGGAUUUCUAAAUAUAGCCUUUGCACGGCUGGCUUAGAACAGCUUUCAAACGAUUGCCUAUGUAUGCGCGCGAAAGCUCCUGGGAUGCCGCCGGCGAGACGACGUUUUAUACGUAUAAUACGAGCGGGAAGAGAGCGCGCGCGCGCGUGUGUUCUUGCCGAAUUCGCUUUUUUUCGCUUCUUCUUUCAAGUAAAAAGUUUUUAUUGUCAAACCAUAAUGCAGUGAUAAUAUAUUUGUAUAAAGAAGAUGAACUUAUCGUAUAAAUAUUAUAUACAAAAUAACAUUUCAAAAUAAUCUUCUGCUAUUGCGUUGAUAAUAGUAUAAGGUUCAACAAACUUUCAUUUUCCAGCGUGACGCACAAGGCGCUUGGCCAAAAAUCACAUAUGUUUGUAUGCGUGUGUUUAUUAUAAUAAAGACAACCCAAGGGAAAUGCAAGCGCGACGCCGUAUACAGAAGAGAGAGAGAGAGAGAGAGAGAGAGAGAGAGAGAGAGAGAGAGAGAGAGAGAGAGACAGCUCGAGAGACGGAUCGAGGUCACGGUUUGACAUUGAGUACGUGCGUUACGGAACGAGUUUUGGACAUUGUUCGAGUGAGAGAUUAAAGCUCGUAAUAGAGGAGCGUAUUUCUUUGCUAUUACAUGUAAAAAAUAGCCCUGCUUAUCGAGGGCCAUCGAGAGGAAGCGAAAAAUUAGAACGGCGCGUUUCGCCCAAAUUUAUACUUGGAGCUGUCAUUUACGAUCAAUUUUAAGUUGAUUACGAAAUAUAUAUUAUUCGUUUGAUUUUAAAAGCGCGCUCUGUUCGCGAUGAAUAAUUUAAUGGUUUUCGUAACGAUCCGAGAGCUGACAAGAGCUAAUUUAUGCACGAGGUUAGCAAGCGUUUCCGCCCACUAAUUUGUCUUUUAUAGCGGACGGUAUAAAGAUGACAGUUUUACAAUGUGAGAAUAUUAUUGAUAAAAAAUAAAACGAAACUGGACCAAAAGGUCGUCUACUUUUUCGCUUCCGCUUCGUCGGUGUGUACUUGGUUACACUAACGUUGUGUAAGGUGAGAUUUUGAAAAAAUAAAAAGUUUUCUUUAUAUAAUAAUAUCCGAAUAUAUAUAUAAACUUUAUACACUAA